Molecule: messenger RNA, 1283 nt
Organism: Paramecium pentaurelia
Lineage: Eukaryota; Ciliophora; Oligohymenophorea; Peniculida; Parameciidae
Source: the annotation of a GenBank genome assembly
GAUGUUUAUAAUUGUUUUGAUUGUUCUUGCGUUUACAUAAGCUAAAUAAAUAACUCAAACUUUUACCAUAAAGUAGCUAUAGAAAUAAUAAUAUAUUCCAAUUAAUAGAUUUGGCAGCAAAGGAAUAGUUAAUUAUAAAAUAUAGUAAUUAAUUAUAUUAUUCUAGAUCUCGAAUCAUAAAACCUCCAAAAGAUUAUGAAAAUAGAUAAUUAGAUAUAGCUUUUGAUUUUUUUCAGUAAGAUAGUUGGUAAUUAGCAUUGAAAAGAGAUGAAUGUAGUAGAUAAUAGGAAGCGAACAAAGUCGUGCAUCAAUCUAUAUAAGCAAGUUAAGAUUAAAAAAUCUCAAUAAAUGAAGGAUAAUUGAGUUUUGGUAAAUAUCACAAUGUUUGGAUUGCAGUCUUUAAUAAUUGCUAACAUAAUAUUGAUAAAGUUAUAAAACUCAAUAAUAAAAACACAAAAUUAGAAAUCACAAUUUGGUUUUAUGAAGAAGGAGGCCAAGAAUUUUCUUUGGAAGAGCAAGGAUUGUUAAAUGUAGUGGGAAUUUUAACAUUUGUUACUAUAAUAGGAUUUAUUUAUAAUUAUAGAAUUUUUAAAUCUGAAGUAAAAAAACAUGGUGAAUGGGAUUAUGCAUAUUUAUUUGUUCUUGUUGUAAUUGGUUUAGAAGCAAUUUAAAAUUUAAUCAAUUUUAUCCACUUAAUAGUUUAUAAUUUUAAUGGUAAAGGAAUUGGUGCAUUUUCUACUAUUUCAGAGAUAAUUUAAAUUGUUGAUAAUUAUCUUCUAAUGGUUUUAUUAAUUCUUUUGGCGUGGGGUUGGUCUAUAGAGUUUAUGAAUAUGGAAGAUUGGGAUAUUUAUGGAUCAUUAGCAUUUUUGAUUGCUUUUGCCUAGGCAUUAAUUGUUGGAUUGGGAAGGUUAGUGAGCAAUCAAACAGAUUAUCAUAUUUAUGAAGGAUGGGUAGGGUAUAUAAUUAGUGUAAUAUAUAUUACUCUUGCUAUCUAUUUUUAUUAUUCAGUCACUUAAAGAAAAAAAAAAGGAGAUUCUAUUGAUAACUUUUAUUUCUAAUUGAAAAUUUAUGGGAUGUUAUUUUUUCUUGCUUUUCCUACUUUUUUAUUUAUUUCUAAAUUAGUAGAUCCUUACAAAUCUUAUAAAAUAAUUAUUAUGGGUAAUAUGUUAAUACGUAUGCUAAACAUGGUUUUAAUGGCAAGAUUGUUUACUGGUAAAUCUUCUGACUAUUAAAAAAUCUGUAUUAAAGGCAAAUCAUUUUUAGAUAGAGGAAAAUUUUUAUGA